Messenger RNA from Cucurbita maxima (winter squash), 2121 nucleotides. Its product is annotated as scarecrow-like transcription factor PAT1. The record is from RefSeq and is a predicted model, not a curated record. Gene Ontology annotation, cellular component: nucleus. Lineage: Eukaryota; Viridiplantae; Streptophyta; Magnoliopsida; Cucurbitales; Cucurbitaceae. Bases 322 to 1932 code for a protein of 536 amino acids. Gene Ontology annotation, biological process: regulation of DNA-templated transcription. The transcript is spliced from 3 exons. Gene Ontology annotation, molecular function: sequence-specific DNA binding; DNA-binding transcription factor activity.
UCAGGCGGUUCGCAGAGGACUCCCCCUUCGCUAUUCUCUCUCUCUCAAAAUGACUCUGGUUUGAAGUGAACUCCAGCCGGAAGAUUCUUCAAGCGAGGGAUUAAUGGUAGAUGUUAUGAAACAGUAUCGAAUUCCGAUGCUAUCGGUUUCAUGUGUGAAUAGCUAAAGUUGAAUGAUGAUCUGGUGGCGGAUAUAGACGAAUACGUGGAAAGUAACAUAGGAUAAAGAUUUGGAAAACGGCAGCUCUUGGUGAAAGGAUCUUGAAUACUCUUAGCUUCUGUGGAGAUAAAAGCAGUCCUGUUCAAGUAGACGCUUUGUAAAAUGCAAGCUUCUCAGCUUUAUAGAGGUCAACAUAUGUCGAAAAGACUGUGUUAUCAGCCACUUCAAGGAGUGGAUGCCUACUGUGUCUCCCAAUUUCAAACUUUAGGUCGCCAAUUAUAUACCAAUGCUGGCAACGAAAGAGCUCAGUUCAAUCUUCAAGACAUCAGUGAUCGGUACUGCACUUUGGAGUCGUCCUCAGGAAGCCACGGCUAUGCAAAUCACAACUCGACGUCGACGACCAUCACUUUCUCAUCCAAUGGGAGUCCUUCUGAUCAGCAUAAUUCCCCUGACAAUACGUAUGGCUCACCAGUAAGCGGAUCCUGCAUAACAGAUGAUAUUAGUGAUUUUAGGCACAAACUGCUGGAAUUGGAAACUGUGAUGCUUGGCCCUGAUUCUGAUAUUGUUGAUAGUUUUGAUAGUUUCUACCAGGAAGGAACUGAAAAUUCAGAAGUGGGAAGUUGGGGACAAGUGAUGGAUGCAAUCACUAAAGGGAACUUAAAAAAGAUCCUAAUAGCUUGUGCUAAGGCCGUGUCCGAUAAUGAUGCCUUAAUGGCACAAUGGCUUAUGGAUGAACUGCGCAAGAUGGUGUCGGUUCGGGGUGAACCGAUGCAGAGAUUGGGAGCUUAUAUGUUGGAGGGGCUGGUUGCACGGUCAACCUUCUCAGGCAGUAGCAUCUAUAAAUCUUUGAGAUGCAAGGAACCAGCAAGCAUGGAGCUCCUCUCUUAUAUGCAUGUUUUGUACGAUGUUUGCCCGUAUUUCAAAUUUGGAUACAUGUCUGCAAAUGGUGCCAUUGCAGAAGCCAUGAAAGAUGAAGAUAGAGUACACAUCAUUGAUUUCCAAAUCUCUCAGGGUACUCAAUGGAUCACUUUGAUUCAAGCUUUUGCAGGCAGGCCUGGUGGACCGCCUCACAUUCGUAUAACCGGCAUAGAUGAUCCUGCAUCAGCUCACGCUCGGGGAGGCGGCCUAGAUAUCGUAGGGAUGAGGCUUUCUAAGUUAGCAAAGUUAUUUAAUGUCCCAUUUGAGUUUCACUCGGCUGCCAUCUCUGGCUGCGACGUUCAGCAGAAAGACUUGGGAAUUCGACGAGGGGAGGCUUUAGCAGUGAACUUUGCAUUCAUGCUACACCAUAUGCCAGAUGAGAGCGUAAGCACCGAAAACCAUCGAGAUCGGCUAUUGAGGCUGGUUAAGGGUCUGUCUCCAAAGGUAGUGACGCUUGUUGAACAAGAAUCCAACACGAACACCGCUGCAUUCUUUCCCCGGUUCAUCGAAACGCUGGAUUACUACAACGCCAUGUUUGAAUCAAUCGACGUUACUCUUCCAAGGCAGCACAAGGAGCGAAUCAACAUCGAGCAGCAUUGUCUAGCCAGGGAAGUUGUCAACAUACUAGCAUGUGAAGGGGCAGAGAGAGUAGAACGACACGAGCUACUCGGAAAGUGGCGACUGCGAUUCUCAAUGGCAGGAUUCACUCCCUACCCAUUAAGCUCUUUGGUGAAUGCUACCAUAAAAACGUUAUUAGAUAACUAUUCUAACAGGUAUAGGCUUGAAGAGAAAGAAGGGGCUCUAUAUCUAGGCUGGAUGGAUAGGGAUUUGGUUGCUUCUUGUGCAUGGAAGUGAAAAUGUAGCCAUGGUUUACAGGAACUAGCCAUUAGAAACCAAGGGGGGCGCAUGUUUUUUUGAGUUCCAUUAGAUGCUGAGACAAAACGUACACUUGUCUUUAACAAAAUGUAUUGCCAAGAACUUUCCUUGUCUGGUGAUGGUAAAUGUUUUCUAUAUGUAUGCUAUGUUGGGAUGAGUUAACUUUCA